GCAGCAAAGCAUUCUCCCUCCCUCCCUCCCUCCCUCCCUCCCACACAUACAUACAUACAUACACACCAAGCUCCUCUGCUGGCAGUGGCACGACACCUAUAUAUGCGCGUAUCCUACACCGCCCCCUCGCCCGGAAGCGUUCCCGUCUCGGCGCUAGCGGGCAAGCAAGCAGGCAGGCAGGCAAACCCACGGCGCCGGUGCCACGCGGACACCGAGAGAAGAAGCGUUUGGCUCGUCACUUUCCUAUAGAUACAGAAGCAGAGGGAGAGAGACGCCAUUGAUGCUGUAGCAGCACAAGGACGGGCCCAAGAGAGAAGGGGGGAAGCAUGGAGGUGCUCGCCGGAGGAGGCCGCGGCGGCCUCCUGCAUGCGGUUCUUCUUGCGGGUGCGGCCCUUGUUGCAUUGACGGGCGGCGCGGAGGCGUGGGCGCACCACGGCGCCGCCGGUGCAAGGGCCGGCGCGGAGCGGCGGUACAGGGAUCUCGCGGCGGGCAGGAUGGAGAGCGUCAGAUCCUCCUUCGGCAAGGCCAGGAGGGGGCUUGCAACGUCCUCGGCGGGCUCGCGGGUGUACCACGUGACGGACUACGGCGCCGACCCCACCGGCGCCGCAGACGCCACGGCGGCCAUCAAGAAGGCCAUCGCCGACGCCUUCAGCCCCCCCUCCAACGCCACCAUGACCGCCGGCAUCCCCGACCUCGGCGGCGCCGAGAUCCACCUCGACGGCGGCACCUACCUCGUCAACGGCCCCCUCACCCUGCCGGCCUCCGGCGGCGGCAACUUCAAGAUCCACAGCGGCUCGCUGCGGGCGUCGGCGGAGUUCCCGACGGACCGGUACCUGAUCGAGCUCUCGGCGGGCUCGUCGGCGGCCUCCUCCUCAUCGAGCUACCACUACGAGUACGUGACGCUGCGGGACCUGAUGCUGGACUGCGGCUACCGGGGCGGCGGCGUGGCGGUGGUGGACUCGCUGCGCGUCGGCGUCGACAACUGCUACAUCACCGGCUUCGAGACGGAGGGCAUCGCGGUGCGCGGCGGCCACGAGACGUACAUCCGCAACACCUUCCUGGGCCAGCACAUGACCGCCGGCACCGACCCGGGGGAGCGCUCCUUCGGCGGCACGGCCAUCCGGCUCGACGGCAACGACAACUCCGUCUCCGACGUGGUGGUCUUCUCCGCGGCCACCGGGAUCAUGGUCACCGGCGGCGCCAACACCAUCUCCGGCGUGCACUGCUACAACAAGGCCACCGGGUUCGGCGGCACCGGCAUCCACCUCAAGGUGCCGGGGCUCACGCAGACGUGGCUCAGCAACUGCUACAUGGACUACACCAGCAUCGUGGCCGAGGACCCCGUGCUGCUGCACGUGUCGGGCUCCUUCUUCCUCGGCGACGCCAACGUGGUGCUCAAGGCGGUCACCGGCGUGGCACGCGGCGUACAGAUCACCGGCAACAUGUUCAACGGGCGGGGCAAGGGCGUGGACAUCGUGCAGCUGGACGGCGCGUUCGGGACGGUGGAGCAGGUCUACGUGCAGCAGAACUCCGCCAUGGGGAUGAACCUCAAGGCCACCACGGCGCGCGGCUCCGCCGAGGGCAACGGCAGCUCCUGGACCGUGGACUUCGCGCCGGUGCUGCUCUUCCCGGACCGGAUCGGGCACGUGCAGUACUCGCUCGUCGCCGGCGACGCGUUCCCCGGGCACACGCUCAGGAACAUCUCCGGCAACCAGGUCGUCGUGGCCACCGACAAGGCCGUGUCCGCCACCGUGCACGUGCUCGUCGACCAGAACAGCAACUGAGCUGCUGGAAAUGGCGGCGCGUUCUUCGCCGCCGCUGCCUGCUCGCGCUGCGUGGUGCGUGCGAGCAUGGCGUCAUUCGUUCGUUCGUUCUUACUGAAAUGAGAUUUAUGGGUUGGACACCCGGAUCUGUCCGGAGAGGAUUUGAAGCUAGGUCGCGAUUUAUCGCGUCAAAUAUUGGCAGAGAGGAUACUACUACUGCUAUAUAGUUAUAGCGAUUGUUUGAGAAAGUGAUUCAGAAUGGAUCAUUUGGAGUUCA
This is a messenger RNA of Aegilops tauschii subsp. strangulata, 2040 nucleotides long. RefSeq names its product polygalacturonase QRT3. NCBI's taxonomy places the organism in Eukaryota, Viridiplantae, Streptophyta, Magnoliopsida, Poales, Poaceae. Gene Ontology annotation, molecular function: polygalacturonase activity. The record is from RefSeq and is a predicted model, not a curated record.